GAACUGUGAAGUACGAUGGCAGGUUACCCGGAGGACAUCGGCAGCCCCUUGACAUCAUUCGUAUCUCCAGUGACCGGAGCCGACGGCGGUUAUAUCCCAGAGGCUCCCCAAUCCCGCCAGCGUCGGCAGCGUAGAGAGCGGGAACGAGUUCGGAUGCCUGAUAUAGGUCUUCACCCAGAUCCCAUUUCGACUUACGCGACUCGGGACAUUCAGGAUGAAUCAGUGGCAGGAUAUGUUCCUGAGGAAAACACUGCCUGUAGCGAUGAAACUGAACUCCUCUCACUCCAGGAAGAAAAUAGAUUCAUGGUGAGUGCGAUGAAAGACAAGUCUUCCCACAUCACCAGAUAUUCGAAGAAGAUGACCAAAAAGCAGAUAUGCAUCCAGGACCGCCGGCAAAAGAUGAGCGAGCUUACAGGAGAGUCCAGUCGUAACUGCCGCCUUCUUCAAGAAACCCGUCAACAACUGGGUAGUGUCAUCGCAGAGAUGGAGGGACAUGGAGAGACAUGCCCCUCGCCUUUCAAGACAGUAGGAACAGCUUGUUACUAUAUUGUUGAGGAACCGCAUGGUUGGGACGAAGCCCGGGUCAUAUGUCAAGAGAGUGGACGCAGCUUAGGCCAAGACGCUGACCUGGCUAUUGUUGCCACAUGUGACCAGCAUGGUAAACUCUGGCACCAUAUUUUGAUUAACCACAACGCAUCCUUAGGGUUUCAUCUUGGAGGGACUGACCGCGGAGAGGAGGGCUUCUGGUACUGGCUGGACGCGACCCCGAUCGCCAUGGGCGUGCCCUUCUGGAGGCCCGGCGACCCGGAGGGCAUCGGCGGCCAAGACUGCAUGGGUUUCUACAAGGAUGGGUAUUUCAUCGACCGCCCCUGCCAUGUCGCUGUCAAGUCUGUGUGCCAGCUGGGUGUCACUGGAGCUAUUUAAAACCCCAAGGCGACAUAGUCAUCUCUUUUCUUAAAUGAAUUAUUACUUUGAGGAUUAGACCUAUGUAAAAUUGGAUGUCAACAGUGAGGAUUAGGCCUAUGUGAAAUUGGAUGCCAACAGUGAGGAUAAGGCCUGUGUAAAAUUGGAUGCCUUUAGUGAGGAUUAAGCCUAUGUAAAAUUGGAUGUCAUCAAAGGAUUAGACCUAUGCAAAACUGGAUGCUAUCAGUCAGGAUUAGACCUAUGCAAAAUUGGAUGCCAUCACUGAGGAUUAGACCUAUGUCAAAUUGGAUGCUAUCAGUCAGGAUUAGGCCUAUGUAAAAUUAGGUGGCAUCAGUGAAGACUGUUUUAUGUCAAAAUGGGUUUUUUGGAAGAUUAUGUUAAUAAAAUGGCCCGAUGCAGAUAUA
Molecule: messenger RNA, 1328 nt
Organism: Macrobrachium nipponense
Lineage: Eukaryota; Metazoa; Arthropoda; Malacostraca; Decapoda; Palaemonidae
Product: C-type lectin domain family 17, member A-like
Exons: 6
Coding region: 16-924 (302 amino acids)
Source: RefSeq, a predicted model, not a curated record